Molecule: messenger RNA, 189 nt
Organism: Coregonus sp. 'balchen'
Lineage: Eukaryota; Metazoa; Chordata; Actinopteri; Salmoniformes; Salmonidae
Source: the annotation of a GenBank genome assembly
AUGCUUCACCAGUUCCUGAAAGAGGAAGAGGAUGCCAGACUGGCUUCACUGAGGGAGAAGGAGAAGGGAACGAUGAUCGCCAGAGAGAUGAAGAACAUUCAGGACCAGAUUUCUACUCUCACAGAAAACCUCAUUGCACUGGAGCAGAAACCCCCCCCCCCAAAAAGGAGCUGCCAUUACUCAAACUAA